AUGAGGCCCAUGUCGCGGAUGCCUCGCUCCAGGUGUCUCGGAGGAGCGAUGUUGGCAUCUUCCGCGUUGGUCAUGGCCUUCGGAGUGGCUUUUGUUGUCCCACACAGAGGCCACACAGGCUCUUCGCGGAUGCCCUGCGCGGCUGGCGAGGCAGUUCAGGUCCAGGGUGAGCUUUCUCCCCUUUUCGAUUACGUCCUGGUCAAGUCAAAGGAGACCGUGACCAGCACGAAGUCCGGAUUGCUGCUGCCGACCUCCUCGGAGAAGCCCAGCGAAGGCGAGGUGGUGGCCAUCGGCCCGGGUGCUAUAAAGGACACAGGAGUGCAGGUGCCCGUAUGGGCGCAGGUCGGCAUGAAAGUGCUUCAUGGUAAGUAUGGUGUGGAGGAGGUAACGUAUAACGACGAGGAUCACGUCCUUGUCAGGGAUGACGAUGUGCUGCUCAGCUAUUCGGGUGAAGAGCCCACUUUGGAGACCAUCCAGAUGCCCAGGGGAAAGGUGCUGCUGAAGCUGCUGGAGGAGAAAGCAGAGUCGCAGGGCGGCAUCUUACUCUCAAAGGGUGCUGCCAAGCCCGACACCACGAUCGGUGAGGUUGUGGCUGUCGGUGAGGACGCUCUGGAUCGCUUCGGAAAGCCCAUUGCCACGGACCUUGCUGUCGGUGACACUGUUCGUUUCCGUUUCGGCAACGAGGUGAAGCUCGACCUCGGCAAGUCCGAGUUCCGCUCGGUGGAUGCCUCUGAGUGCCUUGCGAAGUGGAAGUCCUAA
Molecule: messenger RNA, 759 nt
Organism: Symbiodinium natans
Lineage: Eukaryota; Dinophyceae; Suessiales; Symbiodiniaceae
Source: the annotation of a GenBank genome assembly